CUUUCAAAUAAGUAAGAUACAAUUGUACAGUACUACUACAAUUACAAAUUAUUAUUAUUAUUAUUGUUGUCUUUAUUACUAUUAUUAUCGUUAUGUUAAUCAGUCAAAAAACACCGAAUUUAUGCUUUCCUGAUAAAUCCCCAACAAUGAAUUCAUCAACACAAUUAAAUAAUCCAAUCAUUUUUAAUUCAAACACUAUGGAAUCACAUGAUAAAAAUAACCAUGCUGAUGGUGAUGGUGAUGAUGAUGAUGAUGAUAAAUGAUGACGAUGAUGAAGAUGAGCCAAAAUCAUUCAGUAUAGAAACAUGUAAAUCACAAUUUAUAUUCAGUCGAAAUAGACAUAGUUCUAAUGAAUCUAAUACAACGAAAGCACCAAUUUCACCAUUCUUAUCAACUUUACCAAACAGUAGUACGGCGUUUAGAUCUCCACCCCAUCUACUACAACCCAACAUAAACCUACAAUCAUCGUUACCAUUACUAUCCCCAACAUCAUUACCAUUCCCACUUCCUUCUGUCCCUCCGUUAACCAAUUCAAUAUUUUGCAAAAAUUCCACAUCAUUCUAUACUACUCUAAUGAAUCAAAUGGAUCCAGACCAAUUACAUGUUCUUAUAAAAAUGUUAAAUGAUACAGUUACAAAUAGUUUACUAAAUAAUAGCUCGUCAAAUUUAUCACUACCACCUACAUCGAUUUCAACAGCAGCAUUAGCUACUGCGGCGUUGCAAUCAAUGUUCAAUAGCGCCAUGUUUAACACAGAAUCUUCAGUACCAAUGAAUUUAUUUAAUAAUAAGUUUGAUUCAGUGGAACAUUUUGAUAUUUGUAAUCAUGUACACAAUGAUUUGAAGAACAGUUUUAGUUCACAAGAUGAUUAUUAUCAUCAUUAUCUCCGUGACCACUGGGAUUCCCGAUAUUGUUCAAAAGAUUAUUUGAAUGAUCCUGCUAAUUGGCCAGAUAAUAUUAAUAAUAAUAAUAAUAGUGGUAAUAAUAAUAAUAAUGUAUUACUUAUGAUGUUAAUGAUGAUGUUUAUGAAACGAAAUGUUGAUUCGUUGAUAUCAACACCUGAUCAACUAAAUAAGUCACCAACAUUAACAUUAUCAUCUGCGUCUGGACCCUUCACUUCCCCGUCAUCAUCAUCGCCAUCGUCGACAAAAGGACUUACGACGAUGACAACAACAACUACUACUACUACAGAAAACCAAUUUAUGGAUGAUCAUAUAUUACACUGUGACAAGUCUAGUCAACAUCGUUAUAAUUUGUUACAUAAUCCAAAUUAUUUAAACACUGGAGAUGGAUUGCAAAAAUCUAUGAAAUGUAACAUAGUGGAUGAUCAAGAAAAUUUAAAAUUUAAAUUAAAUCAUUUAAAUAUAUUCCCAGAUAACUUAACUAUUCGUGAUAUCGUUAGUUCAACUGGUAGUAGUAAGAAUACUACUAUGGUUAAUACUACUAUUACUACUACCACUACUACUUAUAACAGUAGCCAUAAUAAUAAUAAUACUAACAAUAAUGAUAAUGGUUAUCAGUCAUCUAAGUCAUAUAUCAUGAAUGAUUUAUUAGAAAAUGAAUCUGAUCAAAUAGAUUCACUAGUUCAACGAACUGAAUUAUUAGACUCUGAUCUAUGGAAACAUUUUCAUAGUAUGACUACUGAAAUGGUAAUUACAAAAUCAGGACGUCGAAUGUUUCCAUCAUUCAAAGUACGUGUUACAGGGUUAGAUAGAAAUGCAAAAUAUAUUAUGUUAUUAGAUAUUGUAUCACGUGAUGAACAUCGAUAUAAAUUUCAAAAUGGUAAAUGGACAAUUGCAGGUAAAGCUGAUCCAGAACCAUGUCGUAAACCAUACAUUCAUCCAGAUUCUCCAACAACCGGUGAAGAAUGGAUGCAUAAACCAAUUUCAUUUCAUAAAUUAAAAUUAACUAAUAAUGUAGCUGAAAGACAAUCUUUUCAAGCUGUACUCAAUUCAAUGCAUAAAUAUAUACCAAGAUUUCAUAUUGUUCGUGCAGAUCAUCUAAAUAAAAUGAAUAUGUCCAAUUUUGUUACAUUUAUCUUCGAUGAAACUGAGUUCAUCGCUGUAACCGCCUACCAGAAUGAACGAAUCACUCAAUUAAAAAUUGAUAAUAAUCCAUUUGCUAAAGGAUUUCGAGACAAUGGUAGUGGGCGUCGUGAAAAGAAAGGUUUACGAUUACGUUACAAACAGCCAAUAAAUUCCACUGAUACUUAUAAUGAUCUAGAUAGUAUUGAAAGGGAUAUGUUAAGAAAACGUUCAACUGAUAUAUACAAAACACAUGAAAAUAUUAAGUUUUCGUUUCCAAAUUCAAUAAAUCAUCCAGCAUAUACAAAUCGAUUGUCAUUAUUACAUAAUAACAAUAAUAAUCAUGGAUUAGAUAUAAAGUGUUCUUCAUCUUCCCAUUGUUCUUCAAUUUCUACUCCCAUUUGUAAUGCAUCAUCAUCGAUUAUAUCAACACCGAAUCAAUUAUUUUGUGGAUUAUCUAACUCUUUAUCUUAUACUUCAUCAGAUCAAUUCUCAUUAUAUUCAAUCAACAAUUUACAUAACUGUGGUAAUAAUAAUCAUAAUAGUAAUAAUAAUAAUAGUAAAUCAGUUGAUUCUUUAUCACCAUUAUCAUCAUUAUCAUUUUGUAAUUUAUCAGUUGAUAAAUUAUCUACUACAAAAGAUCUAUCAUCUCCAUCUUUGUCAUUACCUUAUCCAUUAUGGUCAGGAGUUUCAUCAAUGACAUAUACAUGCAUUUCAGAGAGUUUCAAAUAUAUGGAGGUAUUCGACAAGAAAUGCUUAACCUCAAUUCCGUUCUUGCUGCACUGGCCUACGAAGUAUACCUACAAUCUUGAUGGAACUGACGUUCUCUGUAGUACACCAACUCAUGUCACCUAGACUCAAAGUCUAAUAAGUUAUCACAUAAUUAGUCGAUCCAUGAUUCAUCUUUUG
Schistosoma mattheei is the source of this 2931-nucleotide messenger RNA. Lineage: Eukaryota; Metazoa; Platyhelminthes; Trematoda; Strigeidida; Schistosomatidae. The record is from the annotation of a GenBank genome assembly.